Messenger RNA from Spea bombifrons (plains spadefoot toad), 401 nucleotides. RefSeq names its product PIGY upstream open reading frame (gene PYURF). NCBI's taxonomy places the organism in Eukaryota, Metazoa, Chordata, Amphibia, Anura, Pelobatidae. The transcript is spliced from 2 exons. The coding region runs from base 45 to 401 and encodes 118 amino acids. The record is from RefSeq and is a predicted model, not a curated record.
CGGUCUUGUUGGUAAGGUGCUGCUGUCCUUGUAGGAGUUAGAUCAUGCUGGGGCUGGGUGUCUGCAGGGCAGUAUGUGAGUCAUUAGCCCGGUGGCCAGUGUCUGUAGCCUGCCGCUCGUCGCCAGCUGUCAGGCUGCAGUCUUUGCAUGUCAGCGUCACCCACCCGUCUGCAAAGCAGGAGCACAAAGACAGCGCUCCCAUAGACCCUGCUUUACUGCAGGUCCUGGUCUGCCCUCUGUCCAGGAAGCCACUCAGGUUUGAAGCAGCAACUAACGAGCUUAUUAAUGAUGAGCUGGGUAUCGCUUACCCCAUUGUAGAUGGAAUCCCUAACAUGACUCCUCAGGAUGCCAGAAUGAUCCACAAAGAUCAGAAGCCGGAGGAUACAGGCAGCACAUCUUAA